AAAUACGCGUUGGGAAGUUCCGCAGCGAGGGUGUGUGUGAGACGACGUGGUGUAUAAGCGGGGUUGAGGUCCAAGAACUGCGCGCGCGUAGCGGUCUUCAAUCUUCCAUUGACCGGUCCCCAGCGCAGACUCAGCAUGACGUUCGGGUUCGUGACGUGCGGCCCCAACGAGGCGCUCGUCAUCUCGGGCUGCUGCUACUCCAAGCCGCUGCUGGUGCCCGGCGGGCGCACGUUCGUUUGGGGCUUCCUGCAGCAGUGCCAGAAGAUCUCACUCAACACCAUGACGCUGCAGGUGGAGUCGCAGCGUGUUUACACCAGCCAGGGAGUGCCUAUCUCAGUCACCGGCAUCGCCCAGGUCAAGGUGCAGGGCCAGAACGAGGAGAUGCUGCUGGCCGCCUGCGAGCAGUUCCUGGGCAAGACCGAGGACGAGGUGCGCCAGGUGGCGCUGGAGACGCUCGAGGGCCACCAGCGCGCCAUCAUGGGCGGCAUGACCGUCGAGGAGAUCUACAAGGACCGCAAGAAGUUCAGCGAGCAGGUAUUCCACGUGGCCUCCUCCGACCUUAUCAACAUGGGCAUCACGGUCGUGUCGUACACGCUGAAGGACGUGCGCGACGAGGAGGGCUACCUGAAGGCGCUGGGCAUGGCACGCACGGCCGAGGUCAAGCGUGACGCCGCGAUCGGCGAGGCGGAGGCCAAACGCGACGCUGCCAUCAACGAGGCCAUAGCUGAGGAGGAGCGCAUGGCGUCGCGCCUGCUCAACGACGUGGAGAUUGCCAAGGCGCAGCGCGACUUCCAGCUGAAGAAGGCCGCGUACGAUAUGGAGGUGGAGACGAAGCGCGCCGAGGCCGAGAUGGCGUACCAGCUGCAGGCGGCCAAGUCGCGCCAGCGCAUCAAGGAGGAGUCUAUCCAGGUGCAGGUGGUGGAGCGCUCGCAACAGAUCCAGGUGAUGGACCAGGAGAUCCAGCGCCGCGAGAAGGAGCUGGAUGCCAAGGUGCGCCAGCCGGCCGCCGCUGAAAAAUACAAGAUGGAGCGUCUGGCCGAGGCCAACCGCAACCGCAUGGUGAUGGAGGCACAGGCUAAGGCCGAGGCCAUCACGCUGAAGGGUCAGGCCGAAGCGUUCGCGAUCGAGGCGCGUGCCAAGGCCGAGGCUGAGCAGAUGGCCAAGAAGGCAGACGCCUGGCGCGAGUACAAGGAGGCGGCCGUGGUGGACAUGAUGCUGGAGGCACUGCCGAAGAUUGCGGCCGAGGUGGCGGCGCCGCUCACCCAGACCAAGAAGAUCACGAUGGUGGCUGGUGGCAGCGGGGAGGUGGGCGUGGCCAAGCUGACGCGCGAGGUGCUGUCCGUGGUGGGCGAGGUGCCCACUAUGGUCAGCAACAUGACCGGCGUCGACAUCCGGAAGGGCGCCCACGCCUAGGCUCUGCCGCCGGCGUGACACCCAGUCGGGGUCCGCUCCUCGCGGAGAUGGCAGGCACUGCCUGAUGCGCUGCUGCGGCCGCUCGAAGCGGUCAGACCAGACGCUGGACCUUGCACCGCUUUUAUGCCGUCAGGAUGGUCAAUCUCGGAUCGCUGGACCAUGCUUCAUGUCUCGGCGUCGAUCAGGAGCUGAUUGCGCGUAAAUGGUCAGUUGCUUGGGAAAAAUCUCGGGGGUAUAUAUAUAUUUUAUGGCCAAUGGUCGGCCAUCGCUGCCUUGCUGCCUUGGUAACGUAGCAUCGUCCAACUCGUCUUUGUCAGGUAGUGUUGAGAGAUGCGACGUCGCGUUCGGGACUAAUUGUAGAGGUAGAAUGGAACAGGAUCAGGUUUUGAUUCUUUUAUAUGCAGCAGAACUGAACAAUAGAUUACCAUGCGUGCUAUAUUUCGGACAAUAUGACGAGUUCAGAAUCUAGCGCCCCUCCUACAUUGUUUAUUUUGUAACUUGGAGCUCCUCCGACGGUGCCUAUUCUGUAAUCAUGUCUGGGUAUGCUUUGUCCAUCUUCGGCAAGUUAUGCUGCGUAAGUUUUCGACAGUCGGCCGUCGCCGGUGCUCUCCUCGUCUGGCCACCGUCCACCACCUCACUGCGAGCGCCGCGACUGGACCUAACACCUCGGUUUGCCUCGCUCCCGUGUGUGUGUGUCGGGGAUGAGCUCGCAGGCGACGGUCCGCUGGACCACAGAGUCGUGGUUCCCACGGUCCCGUGCCAUCGUGCUCUGUUUCCGGUCUUUGCUAGCGCUUUUAUUGCGCGGAUGUUCUCUCGUUGUGUGCCGUGCGUGUCGUGUAUUGACAGGGUUUCCCCAGCUUUGUUUAGCCGGUAGUGCAGACUGGUCGCCUCAGGGUUUAGUCCCAUGGGAUGAAGCUACAAACUUGCAUAUUUUUGAACCUCUCCGUAUGGACGUAAACGUAGAUAACGAUGUAAGAUCUAUACCUUUAGGAAAUGUCUUGUGGAUGGAAAGCGGGGGUAAAAUUGUCUUUUUCCGUCUUCUGUUUCCGGCUCGGCUCGCAAAAGUCGGUGUGGUUAGGUUUUCAUUGUAUGGAGCUGAGCUCUGGUAGGGCAGUUCAUUGCUUGCGACUUUAUUCUGCGGCAUGUGUAUUCGUGGUAUUGUCACCAUCCGUGUUUGAGAGUCACACACGCACUGUGCUCCCGCUUCGACGCGUCUAACGAAGGUGGUCUUACGUUUGCAUGGCACGGAUACAGCACAUUAGUAUAUUAGUUGUAGAUCAGUGGAGCCAUACUCUUGAAUGGAAUAUAGCGUCUAGUGGCGUCUGCGUGCGCGCAGUUAUUAUUUGGUGUGGGCAGCGGGCUGCCUGGUGGCGAAAGUAUGGCGGUACGAUGCGGCACUACCUCCCAAUAUAGUUCAAAGGACAUUUUUGAGUGGUUCGCGCCGUCCCCAUGCUCGACACCAGACCAGCUUUCAGCCCUCUUGCUGUGUUCUCACUCAUGUUUUGUUUGAUUGACUGUUCGCCAGCGUGUUUAGCGUGCGUCCCCAGUCUGCUCCUAUUUAGACCUGGCUAGUUCAGAGUGGCGUGGCGCGUGCAACUCUAUCAUCAGCGUUGGCUGGACGGACAGUUCAUCCCCCGUCGUGGAGUCGAGUCGUAAUCGUGUCAGUGUGGUCACGGGAUAAUAUCUGCUGCGGUGUAGUAUGCAGAGGUCAAUAAAGAACUACAGCGUCACA
Molecule: messenger RNA, 3145 nt
Organism: Pollicipes pollicipes
Lineage: Eukaryota; Metazoa; Arthropoda; Thecostraca; Pollicipedomorpha; Pollicipedidae
Product: flotillin-1
Exons: 2
Coding region: 136-1413 (425 amino acids)
Biological process (GO): regulation of receptor internalization; positive regulation of cell junction assembly; positive regulation of endocytosis
Cellular component (GO): cytoplasmic vesicle; flotillin complex; plasma membrane
Molecular function (GO): protease binding
Source: RefSeq, a predicted model, not a curated record